AUGGCUGGAAGUGAACCUGAGAAGGGUGACAAAGUCAGCUGGAGCUGGGGAGGAGGUGCUCCUGGCGGAACGGUCGCCGAAACCAAGCAUGACGGCGAGAUUGCGAUCAAGUCUAAGCGCGGCAAUACCAUCAAGAAGAAUGCAUCUCCAGACAAUCCCGCGGUCCAUGUGGAGCGCUCUGGGAAUGAUGUGGUCAAAAGAGCCUCUGAGCUCACCAUUGAACAAAAGAAUUCCUCAAAUGGUAAACAGCAAGAAAGUUCCGAGAAGGAUCAUGGCGAGAAGCGCAAGGCAGGGAGCCAAGAGGUUGACGAGGAUGAGGAGGACGGUGGAUCAGACGAGGACCGCAAGAAUGAUGAUACCAAAGACCCUCACACCAAGAACAUGGAAGGAAAGGAAGUCAAGAAGGGUGGCAAGCAAGCCAACAAGAAACAAAAGAAAGAGCAAGAAAAUGUUGAUGAAGACAAUGACAUGAAGGCCAAGAAUGGUGCAGAAAAGGAUCAAGACGAUGAUGAUGGGGACGAAGAUGUUUAUAAAGAUGACGAGGAGGAGGAGGCCAGUGAGGAAGAUGAAGAGGCCAAGGACGAUGACGAUGGUGAAGCAGCGAGCGAAGACUCUGCGGUUGAUACCGGAAAAUCCACCAAGUCCAAGAAAUCAGGGGAACAGAAUCACGACUCCAACGAUGCCACCAAUCACGAAGACACCAAUGCAAAGACGUCUUUGAAAACGAGGAAGGAGUCUGCGCCAAGAGAACAAGGCGACCUCGUGAGUACGCGAACUCGCAGCCAGGACAAAAGCUAG
Molecule: messenger RNA, 798 nt
Organism: Pestalotiopsis fici W106-1
Lineage: Eukaryota; Fungi; Ascomycota; Sordariomycetes; Amphisphaeriales; Sporocadaceae
Exons: 2
Coding region: 1-798 (265 amino acids)
Source: RefSeq, a predicted model, not a curated record